Messenger RNA from Theobroma cacao (cacao), 2510 nucleotides. NCBI's taxonomy places the organism in Eukaryota, Viridiplantae, Streptophyta, Magnoliopsida, Malvales, Malvaceae. The record is from RefSeq and is a predicted model, not a curated record.
AUGGCAGAGCCACAGAAGGAAACUUAUUCAGCUGUUGGUUCAAAAUCAAAGGAGAAAGGAUCCUUGAUAGAUGAGGAAAUUGGAAAGGAUUUCCUUAGCUCCUGGAAAUCUAUGUCAGUGACACAAGAUGAUGCUAUGGAUUUUAGUUUUGAGACAAUCUCAAAGGGAAAGAAAAAGGCAUUCAACUUUGACAAGCUGGAUAUGGAUUUUAAUCUGGAUGGUGAUUUUGACAAGUUAUCAUCAUUCAAAAUGGACAUGCCCGAUCUUGACUUCUCAUCACCCUCAAAAGAAAAUGCAAAAGCUAAGGGAAAAUCUAAAGAGGAAACUACAAGUGAAAAGCAACAAGGGAAAAAAAAUCACUUUACCUUCUCUUUUGAUUUUAAUGAGUUGGAUGGCUUUGAUUUUGAUCCAAGCCUAACAAAAGGAGAGAAGACUUGUAAGAAAAGCCAGGACAGCAAAGCAGUUGCUUUGGAGAGUAGUGAAGUUUCUAAAAUUGACCAGGCACUUGAGGAUGAUUGGAUAACUGCAAAACUUCCAGUAUCAAGCGAUGCGGCCAAUUUAAAGGCUGAGACACCCAAAUGUGGGGCAGAGGCACCCAAAUGUGGGGCAGAGGCUUGCAAUUCCAUAGAUGACCCUUGUCCUUCACAAGCAGUUCCUAUAGAGGGGCUUGCACCUGGAAAUAUGGUUGCAGCAGAAGGAGCAAGAAUUUCUCCAGAGAAAACAGUGGAUACGAAUGCCAAAGAAACAUAUAAAUCAAGUACCUUGUCAGACAGGGCGGUAUCCUUGGAACUCUACGAUCAGCAAUCCUUACAGAGUUCACCCAUGGAUUCCCUCAGUGGAAACAAUUCAAACCACGAACCUGUUUCCAACAUGCACGCAGAAGUUUGUUCUCAGAGAAGACGAAUAAAUACCAGUUCAGCUGCAGAUCAAAAUGUUAAUGACACAAUGAUAACCAAGGAGGGGUCUAAACACGAAAAUUUGCACCAGAAGAGCACAUUUCCGCUAUCAGAGAGUGAUAGAGAUGACAGAAAAGGGGCAGGUGGCAAUAUCCCAGCAGAAAUAGUUGACAGCCAAUCAGUGCUGGGUGAUAUACUUCUGAAAGAUAUUUCCACUGCAAGCUUAUCAAGAGAAAUAGUAGACAACACUGGCGCCAUGAAGGAUAUCCAGAAUCCCACUCCCGAACUUCCUUUAGUUUCAUCGGACAGAUGCAUCGAACCAACAGCCAGUGAAGCGACAGCAAGAAAAGACAAAGAAGCUGGGGCUAUUCGCUCUAGAUUUUUCGGAAGAUCAGAGGAAACCGAAUUUCAGUUGCAUCAACCAUCACCAACUGGAAAAGAGGUUUCCUCAUUUAGCAGCAAAAAGAUUGAUGACAUGCAUUUAUCUCCCGCGAAAGAGAAAAGGGAGGAUUUUGACGGCAGCGAAGAACAAAAUGGAAGAAAAUUGGUUGGUUAUUCAGAAUUAAGUUCCCAAGAGUUGACCGAAGGGAGGCCUGUUUUGCUGCAAAGUGAAAACAAUGUUGGAAGUUCUAGUGAUAUCGGGGAUGGUGUCAAUGCUGAUGUUGUACAAAAUGGUGGGAGCAAAUUAGUCGGUAAAUCAAGUGUGCAAGAUAAAGCUGCAACAAAAGGAGUGACUGUCCUUUUAAGAAGUGAAAAGAAUGCUAGUUUGAAAGCUAAUUCUUUUAACUACGCUGAGAAGACGACUGAAUCUGGUCUCCAGAAAUCUGUAAAUCUCAAACCUCAGGUUCCAAAAAUAGAAUCCAUUCAGAACCCGAAACUUCUUUCUGAAGCACCUAACAUAGCCAAGAAAACACCUGCUCUCUCUAGCUUCAAAUGUACAAGGACUAUAGGACCAAAGAAAGAUCAACUAAAUUCUCAGAGGGAAACCAAUUCAUUGAGAAACUUGGAGAAAAACAUGGAUACACCAAGAAAUAAAUCUAAGGUUGUCCUUCCUGUUGGAAAUGCUGAGAAAGAAACACCAAAGCUCCCAUCCUUGAAGCGGAAAACAUAUCAGGAAUCACAUGGAGACUUAAUGUCGAUGAAACCCCUCAAAAGGCUUUUGCAAUCACCAAGUGAAAGCAGAAAUACUAAAGAAACUUCUGAAAGAGUUGCUGAUGUGGAGGUUCAAAAUCAUAAAAAUCACAUGGAGGUUUCGACCAAGGAUAUUCCCUGUGACCAUCUGACCUCUGGAUUCGAAGUUCCUCAGGAGGUAAAUAUGACAGAACUGGAAAAUGAUGGGAACGUGGAAAAGGCUGAAGCUUAUGGAAGGGAGCUUGAAGAUAUAUGCAACAUGCUGAAAAAGAAACAUGAGGAAGCCAAAGAACUAUUGGUUAGAGCUAUUGUGAACAACAAUAGUUUACUCAUGCUUAACCAUCCCAUCUUUGAAGAGAAGAUUAAUAUGGUUCAGAAAUUUGCUGAGCUGUUGAUAUCCAAGGACAUGCCAACAUGAUCGAAGGCAAGAACUGCGGUCAUAUGUAAUCAUGAAGAAGAAGCACUCGAGAAAUUCAAACAAAG